Mangifera indica (mango) is the source of this 769-nucleotide messenger RNA. RefSeq lists its product as uncharacterized. Gene Ontology annotation, cellular component: nucleolus. The coding region runs from base 113 to 703 and encodes 196 amino acids. The transcript has a single exon. The record is from RefSeq and is a predicted model, not a curated record. NCBI's taxonomy places the organism in Eukaryota, Viridiplantae, Streptophyta, Magnoliopsida, Sapindales, Anacardiaceae.
UACCCCGUAUAUACUGCUGUAUAGGAGUCUAAAUCGAUCUAAGCCCACGAUAUAAUCCUCUAAAACCCUAACAUCGCAAUUUCUCUACAUUCCGCCACAUCGCCACUCAACUAUGGCAUGCACAAUCGAUUUCAGGAACCUGGACGAAGGUUUCGGCGGCAAGACCUACAAGCGAAAGCGCCAAGAGUCAGAAAACGCCGCCCUGACCACUGCCAUCAACACGGAAGACCAUGCCUGCAUGGACGUAGAGGACGACACGUGUCCACCCGCCGCAAAGCGAUCUGCCAUCGCGUCCUCUGACAAUCCUGAUAAACCGACCUUCGGUCAGCCUACAUAUGACGGCGUGAUCGCCGGAAAAGUGUCGGGAAGGAAAUGGAAGCAGGUGCGUAAACAACGGGCGUCGGCGAGGAAGAUGAGCGUGAGAACAACGAGUUUGGAGGAAAGAGAGAAGGAGAAGUUGAUCAAGAAAGCGUAUAAAGAGAGGAUGAAUGAAUUGAAGGAAGAGAUUAGACAGAAUAAGAUAGAGAAGAGGAAGAAAGCUGAGGAGAGAAAAAAAAGGAAGGAAGAGAACAUAAUGAAAUCUGGAACUAAGUUUCAGGUCAUAUCUAAUAAGAAUACGCUCAAGAAAAUUGCCAAGUCUAAGGACAAGAAGCUGCUCAAGGUUGUACCCGAAGAUUUCGUCAACAAGAAUAAGAAGAAAUAGUUCCUAUUUUACUUCUGUUUUUAUGCUUUUGUUGUUGUUAUCAAUUGAAUUUUGAAGUUUUCAUUU